AUGGAAGCAAAGCUUAUUGCUUUCUUAUGCAUUUUUGUUUCUUUACUUUCACUCUUUUCCUUAUCUCACUCUGAAGAUGUGGAUCUUAAUGUGAAGGUGGUGACUUCAAUAGCCACCACAGAUGAAAAUUUCAUCUGCGCAACUUUAGAUUGGUGGCCUUCUGAUAAAUGUGAUUAUAAUCAGUGCCCUUGGGCACGAGCAGGCAUGUUCAAUCUGGAUUUGAAAAACAAGAUUCUAUUAAAUGCAGUAAAGGCAUUUAAUCCCCUGAGAAUAAGACUAGGAGGAUCAGUCCAAGAUCAAAUUGUGUACCAAUUUGGGGGCAUGAAAAUAUGUCCCCCAAUGACAAAGGAUAAGGAUGGCUUGUUCGGUUUCAGCCAAGGUUGCCUCAAUCGUACCCGUUGGGACCAAAUCAAUCACUUUGUCAAAACUACUAAAGUAAAACUCACAUUUGGAUUAAAUGAGCUGACUGGGAAGAAGAAGUCUCAGGAAGAGUCCCAGGAGGGCACUCCUCUUUGGGAAGGAGACUGGGACUCAAGCAAUGCUGCCAGUCUCAUGGCUUAUACUGCCUUGAAAGGGUACAAGAUUGAUUCUUAUGAAUUAGGAAAUGAGUUGUGUGGUACUGGAGUUUCUGCAAGAAUCGAAGGUGUUCAGUAUGCAAAAGAUAUCACUAAACUCAGAAAACUAGUGAAUGCUUUAUAUCCUGAUCCCCAAACAAGACCAAAGGUGCUAGGUCCUGCUGGUUUCUAUGAUAAGGAAUGGUUCAAUACCUUCUUGGAACAUACUGGACCUGGUGUUCUUGAUGGAGUCACCCACCAUAUUUAUAACCUUGGUGCUGGUGUGGAUAAGACCUUGAUUAACAAGAUCCAAGACCCAUAUUUCUUAAGCCAGGUUGCUCAAACAUUUAAGGAUAUAUCAACCGCGGUGAAGGAGUAUACACCAUGGGCUCAACCAUGGGUCGGUGAAUCUGGUGGAGCCUAUAAUAGUGGAGGCAAAGACGUGUCACAUACUUUUGCCAAUGGCUUCUGGUACUUGGAUCAACUAGGCAUGACUUCGACAUUCAACCACAGGGUUUAUUGCAGACAGACACUGAUUGGAGGAAACUAUGGUCUACUUAACACUACAUCUUUCAUCCCUAACCCAGAUUAUUAUGGUGCCUUGUUAUGGCAUAAGCUUAUGGGAUCAAAAGUUCUCUCUGUACACCAUGAAGGAUCUCCAUAUCUGCGUACAUAUGCUCAUUGUUCCAAGAACAACGCCGGUGUGACUUUACUACUGAUAAACAUGUCGAAUUCAACUUCCUUCAAUGUGACUGUUAAGCCAGACAUGAAUCUAUACCCAGACCAAAGUUCAGAUUUGAAGAAGAGAGAGGAGUACCAUUUGACACCUAAAGAUGGGAACAUUCAAAGCGACAUCGUUUCGUUGAAUGGAAAAGCUUUGAGAUUGACAAAGUCUCAUGAUAUUCCUGCCAUUAAACCAGUGCUUGUGAAUCUUUCUUCUCCCAUCACUGUGGCGGCUGAUUCCUUUGUAUUUGCUCGUCUCAGUUACUUGAACGCACCUGCCUGUGCUUAG
Neltuma alba is the source of this 1566-nucleotide messenger RNA. Its product is annotated as heparanase-like protein 1. The transcript is spliced from 9 exons. Lineage: Eukaryota; Viridiplantae; Streptophyta; Magnoliopsida; Fabales; Fabaceae. Gene Ontology annotation, molecular function: beta-glucuronidase activity. The record is from RefSeq and is a predicted model, not a curated record. The coding region runs from base 1 to 1566 and encodes 521 amino acids. Gene Ontology annotation, cellular component: membrane; plant-type cell wall.